Molecule: messenger RNA, 2472 nt
Organism: Penicillium malachiteum
Lineage: Eukaryota; Fungi; Ascomycota; Eurotiomycetes; Eurotiales; Aspergillaceae
Exons: 2
Coding region: 1-2472 (823 amino acids)
Source: RefSeq, a predicted model, not a curated record
AUGGCGACAGCUAAUGGGACCGCAACUCACCUUACAGCAGGGCCGAUGGUGUCUUCUACACCGAUAACAGCUGAAGAGACUCAAGAAUAUGAGAGGAUUUUGAAACUUAGCGAGGAGAUCUUCUCUGGAUCACACCCGCGCCUAAAAGUCCCCCAGAAGUUUGUCCGCAAGCCCAAGACUCAACCAGGCCAAGAUAGCCCGUUGGUUCAGCAGGCAGUGAAAAAUCAACCUUCGGUUACAGAACCCGCCCCUCAAUCGGAAAUAUCGCACAACCCCCAUAAUACCAAAGCACAAGCAUCCGCGUCUGAUAUGACAUCGAUUCCUUCUCCCAAGAAUGCACAACCGAUGGCGUGUGUUGCGUCCAAGCCCGCGUCUGAGAUCGAUCCCAUAUUCUUGACCAAGUCAGAUGAUCUGGUGAGGGCAGAACUACAAUUACAACGUCAGCGAGUGGAAAGAACACUGCGUGAUCAAUUGGAACACAAAAAGCAGGAUUCAAAGCAGAAGCCCGCUACCCAGGAUACAAAACCUGAAUUUGAUGUGUCGGAUGUGUUCAGCAGGGCGCUGACAAUUGUGAAACCUGGCCCGAUUAAUGACCCACCUGAGAUCAACGCGCCAGACUCCUUUGAUGAGAAUUCCUAUUACUCCAGUAAAGCGCCUGAUUCGCCGCCUCCUAUGGGUGAACACCAAGAACAAUCUCCAGUCAUGCCGACUGGUCCAGCCAAUGUCUCUAAAGCGGCUCCAGUAGAGCAUUACUCAGUUGAGUUGCAGCGGCUUGAAGCUUUGAACAGACCUGCAUCUGAUCAGGAAAUGCGAGAUGCUUACCCUGUUGCUGACCAGCACAUACCCCCUCCCCAGAAAAAGCUGCAUCCCAGUCAACCGGAGACAACCCGUCGUUUCCAUGAAGCUCAGCAGACUGUUGUUGUGGAAGAGCCGGAAUACUCCCCACCCGCCCCAGUUGCACCUUCGAUUGACCAAAGAGCUUAUGAGCAAGUACCUGCGACCGACGAAAGCCGGCCUAAAUACGUUGAGCCAUCACAGGAUGUGCAGGAACGAUCUGGAAACAAUCUCACAGUAGUCCGAAACCAUAUCACAUCUCCAGCAGCUCCUCGUCCGUCCCGCGUUUCGCCUCUUGCAACUGCCAAGGUUCCUGCAGUUCAACAAAUUCGAGGUGAUCAGUUCGACCAAGGGGUAGAUAGAUUCUACUCCGAUCCGGAGUCCGGUCGUGCUAGUCCCAAUGCCCCAGUUCCGCAAAUCAUGUCUCGCAAGCGAAGAAGGGUUCAGGAGAAGGGACAAGAUGUUCGUGUGUCAUACAAGAGGCAGAAUGCUGAUCCCUCUGGUCCUUACAUCAAGGAAGAGCCGGUUUCCCCACCACCAUUCACUGAUGACCCUGCUGUUGUGCGAACCCGACAGCCUGUGUAUAUCGAAAUUGACUCCCCUCAGUACACAGCAAAUGUGGAGCGACGUGAGCCAACCAAUGCUGCACCUAUGUAUGAACUGGAUCCAUACCAUGAGAUCUCUACCGAUCAAGGACCUGCAAGGACAGUUUCCCGAGUGGAGGCUGGACGUUUGGUUCGUGACGAUGCCGAUCUCAGACGAGUUGCUAGUUUACAGUAUGGUCGACAGCCUGAAUACCGCGAAGAAGAGUACAUUGGACAUGACCCUCAUGUUGCCAGGUCUGCUUCUUAUGCUGUUGUGGAGAGACGGUUACCGGAACAGCAUAGAUACUACGAAGAUGUUCCUUCUUAUGGACCACGGUACAUUCAAGUUGAAGAUGAUGCACCACAACCAGCCUACCGAAGCCAGUACUAUGAAGAGCCUCAACCCGCACGAGCCAUGCCACCUCCCCCUCAACGCCGAUAUGUUGUCGAUGAACAUGGAAAUGAACCAGCUUCUCGAGCUCCCGCUCCUCAGGGCGAAGUCUACGACGACAGACCUCCUGCUCGCCCCGCCAGUGUUCGUGCACCUUCGGUUGUUCAUCAAGACCCAUAUGUUGAGCGUCGCUACAUACAAGAGAUGCCACCUCCCCAGCCUGUUUACAGACGUGUCACAUCCAACUAUGCUCGCCCUGCUGCUAGCGAUAGACAGGUGUAUGUCACUCCUGCAGAGGCUCAUGAACCUUACCCUCGUGCAGGCAGCGUACAAGUUGCCGAAUAUCUUCCCCGUCGCCAAACCUAUGUAGAAGAGCAUGCAAUCCCUCAAGAGAGAGUGAUUCGGACUGCUAGUGUGCGUCCACAACAACCACAACAUCGAUAUGAAGAGCCCCAUGAUGUCAUCCAACGUGUUGGUAGCACCCGUCCUGCUGGUCCUGCUGGGCCUGCUCGUGAAGUCAGCGUGUACCUGGAGGAGAGACCUAUUGGUGACUAUGUUGAGCGGCCAUAUUAUGUCCGUGAGCGACGAUAUUACGACGAGGAGAAUCGUAUGGCGUUGGAUGGGACGGCGGAGUCUGUGCAUCGUGUUUCUCAGCAUUACUAA